AAAAGUAAAGAUUUUAAAAAGUAUUAUAAGAAUUCCAAGAGCAUAAACAAUAACAAAGAUGUCACUAUUCGGUGCAUUAAUGGGUGAUUUCGACGACGAUCUCGGAUUGAUGAACAAUCACAUGAACCAUCACAUGAACGCUAUGAAUAUGCAAAUGCGUUCCAUGAAUCGUCUGAUGAACACCUUUAUGCCGGAUCCAUUCAAUAUGCUGGGCGCAUCGCCAUUUGAUCCGGGCUUUCAGCAGAACGCAUUGAUGGAUCGUAACCAACAGGCCAUGAUGCCCAUGGGUGGUGGACUGUUUGGCUUUCCAGCAAUGCCCAAUUUCAAUCGUUUGCUUAAUGCCGACAUUGGCGCUAACAAUGGCGCUUCAUUUUGCCAAAGCACCGUGAUGACCAUGUCAUCCGGUCCCGAUGGACGUCCACAGAUCUAUCAGGCCAGCACCAGCACCAAAACUGGACCAGGCGGAGUGCGUGAGACUCGCAAGACCGUGCAGGACUCACGCACUGGCAUGAAGAAAAUGGCCAUUGGACAUCACAUUGGCGAGCGUGCUCACAUUAUUGAAAAGGAACAGGAUCUGCGCUCUGGCCAACUGGAGGAGCGUCAGGAGUUUAUCAAUUUGGAUGAGGAAGAGGCGGAGCAGUUCAAUCGCGAGUUCACAACACGUGCCACACGUGGCGUAAUGCCACGUGGCAAUGGAAAUCAUGGCAUGCAGGCCAUAUGUGCUGCACGUCCGACCACUUCGACAGUUACCAUUGAGCCGUUGGACGACGAUGACGACGAUGAUUGCGUUAUCCAAGAGCCAACUCGCAUUGGUCGUCAAUUGCCAGCCUUGCCAGGACAGCCAACGGCACAGCCGCCGAACAGCAGCGAUACUGACGCAGCAGCAAUAAUAACAACAACAACAUCACCAACACUGUACGAUCUUACAAACAACAACAACAACAACUAUUUGGGCAUCGGCAACUCCGCUGCAGCGCGUCGCGCCUAUUUGCGUAACGGUGCACAUUUGGCCACGCCCCGUCGUCCCUUGCGCACGCCCUCAUCUUCGCCGUUGGCCACCGUUUCCAGCGCUAGUCACAGCAUUGCCGGCUCGCCAAGCGUGAAUCGACAUGCCUAUGGAGCGAAUUCAGCUGCUGCACGCCGACAACAUCGUUUGAAGCAUCACCAUCAACAACAGCAGCAGCAGCACUCACAGGACAGUAGGGAAGUCGAUCAGGAGGACACCGAACCGCGCACCAAAUCAGCCAAGCGAAAUAAACAAUAGAGUACUCUAUAUAUUUGAGAAUGGACAUACCUACGUGGAGGCAAUACACAUAUACACUUUUGUUUGUUGAAGCUACAAUUGCAAUGUCCUGCAAUUGAUUUAACAAACACACACACACACGCAAACAAAUCUACUCACACACACAUUUAAUUUGUAAUUUACAUUUAGCUGCUGUUAGCUACAGAUUCGCUCAGUUGUAUUUUUGAGAUGCAUUGCUCAAAAAUCCAAUUAUAUUAAUCCCCACAACUGUGAGCGAAUCUGUUUGAAUAAAACUUAAGAUAUCGUUAGCAACUUUAGAAUGACAGGCAAACUGUUCACAUCCCCCCUACCCCACCCCUACGUACAUACACACGCACCACACUCAACUAAGAGACAAGAAAAUUUUUAGUUAUAUUAAAUCUAAAACUAAAAUUUGCAAAUGGAAUAUUUUUAAGUUAAACGUGAGAAUUUUUUUAAGCUUUACUUGUUGCCGCAAGAACGGAAGCUAUAAAAACUAAAGAGUUGAGCACUCAAUUUGUUGAAGUCGCAGCAGCUCCUACACUUUAAACGCUAAAAAAAAAAAAA
Messenger RNA from Drosophila busckii, 1828 nucleotides. It is a transcript of the gene Mlf, whose product is annotated as myeloid leukemia factor. Bases 59 to 1264 code for a protein of 401 amino acids. The record is from RefSeq and is a predicted model, not a curated record. Gene Ontology annotation, cellular component: nucleus; cytoplasm. Lineage: Eukaryota; Metazoa; Arthropoda; Insecta; Diptera; Drosophilidae. Gene Ontology annotation, biological process: regulation of DNA-templated transcription. The transcript has 6 exons.